AUACACAUGAAAAUUUUAUUCGGGAUAAAAAUGAAUUACAUAUGGUAGUAAUAGUCAUUGUUGUACAUUUGCAUAAUUUAAUAUUCACUUGAUUAAAGGAAAGAAAAAACAACAAAGAAACCACACAUCAAAAAAACAACUCCAGUUCAUUUAUCAGUUAGUGAAAAUUUACAAAAAAAAUCUACUCAUAAUGCAAUGGUUAACUAUGAUUUUUUAUUUAUUUUUAAUGUUCUCAAUUAGUGAUACAUUUGAGUUAGAUGAUACAUUCAAAGAUGAUUAUGAUGAUGAUGUUUUUAGUAAUAAUAACAAUGAUAAUGAAUAUAUCAAAAGACAAUAUCCAUUAACAAUUAAACGAUAUUUAACAAUGACAGCUGAAAAAUAUCUAUGGAAUAAAUUAAUGAAUGAAAUGAAAACUGGUGGUUUACAAAAAUUGAUACAUCCAAGAGUACCUACUGCUUUAAGAUUUGGUUAAAGAAGAUAUGAAAUAAAAAUGAAAUGAAGUUGACAACAUAUAGCUUGUCUUUUAAUAAUUUAUGAAUUAAUAAAUUUGAAAAGUUCUAUUAUUUAAAUAA
Molecule: messenger RNA, 572 nt
Organism: Schistosoma curassoni
Lineage: Eukaryota; Metazoa; Platyhelminthes; Trematoda; Strigeidida; Schistosomatidae
Source: the annotation of a GenBank genome assembly